GCGCUGGGAGGGCGCUGGGAACACGACAGUCGCGAUGCGGCAGCGUGGAGAGCAGCGGCCGCGCUGCCCGCGGCUCUGCGUGAGGCAGCGCAGACCAGGAAACAAGUGGGGACCCGGGCGAAAGUCAAGGGUGAAAUAUGCAGCUAGGCGUUUGCAGUUCCCCACCUAGGGCAGAAUGCGCCUCCUACGAAGCGAAGCGCUGUUAAGUACUACUAAAGACUGUUAAGUACUACUAAAGACUGUUAAGUACUACUAAAGACUAAUAAAGUGUACUCGGUUCUCUAUUGUUUUUUUUUUCUCGGGGGAGGGGUAGGUUGCAUCUCCAUGGUUUGCCUCUGCUUGUCUGUGGCCAAGAACAAACUGAACCCUUGCUGCUGGUGUUUCAUCACUACUUCCAAUGAUUAAGAGUAAGCUCUUUCACUAAAUAAGCUCUCAGAAAUGGAAAUAUUUCUUGUGACUCGGUUAAAAAAUUGGUGACCUUUAGGCUUCCUGUUUUUCUUCAGUCUUCAAAACAUUCUUGGAAACUGUUGUGCCAGCUUCUUCCUUCAAACAGUGUCAUGUCUUCCACAGACUGAUAACUCACCUGUACCCCAGCUUGCUACAUUGCUCACUACUGUAUCACCAAAGUGAAGAAUGAAGAACAGGCAUUUUCUGUAGUGUGGACAAGAAGGGUCAAGAGAAAUGUGACUGGAAUCAAACUCAGUGCUUUUACGGUACAGCAACAUAGUUUAGUAGGCUCACAGGAGACCAGAGGCCCAGCCCACAGGCAAACGUUCAUUCAUGUAGCAAACAACUGAAAACCAGGCACUAAAAUGGACAAAGUGUUUCAGGGAUAGGUUCCUGAGCAGUCAGAAGAGUCUUCAUGGAAAGACCACCCAUGUUUAGAAACAUAAAUGCACUCCUUGGUUUCUUUCUGCUUGUAUAGGACCACACAGAUGAAACCUGGUCUUUGGAGGUGUUUGGGCACCUAAUUGCCUUUAUGCAUUUGUGCUUUUGAGGAGGAUUCUUAGACGUGUGUCAGGGAGCAUAAUAUAAUAGUAAUGGAAGUAAAGGUGUUGAAGGCUUUUGUAAACAGGAGUGGUUUUUCUCCCAUUAUAACCUAAAUCAGGAACAUAAAUUGAAAUGUUUAUGCUGACACAGUAACGUGACUGCAAAUUCUUCCCUGGGUGACUUUUUCAGCUUAAUUUAUAUCGUUUGGAGUGGGAUUGAGUAAAAACUGAAGGGAAAAGUUCAUUCAUACUGCAGUAAGCUCAAAAGAGACUAUGCUGUGUAGUCAGAGAAACUUCCCUGUGCAGACCAGAUUCAGCCUGACUUGGGAAAUUGAACUUUUCACACGCAGAGAAAACCACUUGGAGCUACACAGGCUGAAGAGGAAAUCUCUCUUUUUGAUCACCUUUCCCUCCUGCCAGCUGUGAAUGGAGCCUGAAGAUGAACAGAAGGCUGAGACUACCCAGAUUGCUGGGAACGCCGGGCCCAUUAAAGCUGUGCUCAUCCAAAGGCACCGAAAUGCUCUGCAGGCUCUCAGACAACAGUUGCUCCGUCAUUUCAAAGAGCUGAGAAUAAGAAGGUGCUGCAACAGAUGGAUCUGCCUAUUGAUAAGCCUAUUGUUUCUCAUUGGACUUGUGCUGUUCAUUGUAUUUGCCAAGGUAGUCUAUGAAGACCUUCCUUCUGAACAGUGCCCCAGUGAGUGGAUCGGUUACAGAAAGAAAUGUUAUUUCAUCUCAGAGGAAGAGCAAAACUGGACAGCCAGUCAGACCUUCUGUGCUAAGAAUAGAUCUGUGCUUGCUGUUUUUGAAAACCAGGAAGAAAUGCAUUCCCUAGCUAAGCGCUUGAAAAUGGAAGACUCUUGGAUUGGACUGCGGAAGAAAGGGGAAAGCUUCUGCUGGGAGAAUGACAUUGCCUUGGAGGUGGACUUGUUCCAGAUACAGAAUCACUCUGAGUGCGCCUACCUGGAGUCCUUCACCAUCUCUACAUCAGCAUGUUCUUUGCCUAGGCGCUGGAUCUGUGUCCGGUCUUCCCUAAAAUGAUACCUUUGAGACCUCUAUUCGUGAAUGACUGUUAAGAGAUAUACACUGUACUGUACUGUAGAUAGGCUGAUUGUGGCUGUGGCCACUCUCUCUUGCACUGUCUCGAAGCCUGUCUCAGAGAGGAAAGGACCAUGUGUCACUUUCCAAAAUGUGCUGUUUGUAACACACCAAACAUCUGUUUUCGGACGGCUCACAGAGAAAUGUCCUCGCUCCAGGGUUACGCUCACAGAUGACCUGCAGUGGGGUCUACCAGGGCUAGCUGAUGAGGGUAAAGGUUCAGUGGGAUUUCUACUGUCCUUCUGAUAAAUAAGGGUCUCUGGUUGUCUCCUGCCUUUCAUCAUGUGGUCUUGGGGAUAUGUGGCAGCCAGAGACAUCGGUCAGCAGGCACCACUACAGGAAUAGUUAUCAGGGCUCUUGGAUUUCUCUGCAAAUGCCUUACGCUCUUGGCUGAGCUUUCCCUGGGUUGGACCGACUGGCUCUUCCAUGUCACUAUUUCCCCAUGUACCAGUCUCCCUCUGUGAAUCUUAAUAUUUUUCCAUUUGAUUUAUGUCCUCUUAAGUAAACAAAUAUGCCCAGUUUGCACCAUGGCCAGUCUAUGGCCAUCACUGUAAUAAACACUUGGUAGGAUCAGAAUGACAGGAAGGUCAGGACUUGCCAAAGGCAGAGGCUUCUGCUGACUCACCAAGGGCAUCCUACUCUACCUAAUUUAAUGUGGGGUUUUGUACAAAUGUUUACCAGGUUUGUUCAUGCUAAGAUUUGAGCUUGCUCAAAAAAACAAUAGGCAGCCUAACCCUCUCCCCCCCCGCACACAGAGGGAUUAUUCUUAGCCAAUUGCAGCAUCUAUUGAUUGAAUGCAUUUUCAGUGGGUAAUCUGGGGUUUAGAGCUCAAUCCAUGUUUCAGAUAGAGGGCACAUUCUCAUUUUAAAGACUUUUUUUCUGGAGGCAGUGUUUUCAUAGUGCAAAAGACCUCCUGCCUCUGGAAAGACAGGAUGGCUUUUACAGAACAAAAAGCGUAGGGAAAAAUUUCUCUGAGCAGACAGCUGUGGCAGACGGGCACGAGAGAUGAGGAUAGUGAUUUCUUUGCUUACCUCAAUGAAGUUUGCUGGAAUUUGUCUGUCUGAACCUUUAGCCAACUAAUUACUAACAGAACGUCAGUAGAGGGUUGUGUAUUUCUCUCCCCCUUGUGUCUUACCCAUUAGUAAAGAUUUAAAAGCCAAUAAAUACCAUUAAAUGUA
Molecule: messenger RNA, 3262 nt
Organism: Struthio camelus australis
Lineage: Eukaryota; Metazoa; Chordata; Aves; Struthioniformes; Struthionidae
Product: C-type lectin domain family 2 member B-like
Source: RefSeq, a predicted model, not a curated record